Molecule: messenger RNA, 657 nt
Organism: Ipomoea triloba (trilobed morning glory)
Lineage: Eukaryota; Viridiplantae; Streptophyta; Magnoliopsida; Solanales; Convolvulaceae
Exons: 1
Coding region: 1-657 (218 amino acids)
Molecular function (GO): endopeptidase inhibitor activity
Source: RefSeq, a predicted model, not a curated record
AUGAAGACUCUUCAUUAUCAGCUCUUGCCAUAUGCUUUGUUAUUAUUAUCGUUCCUCCCCUUGAGAGCCUUUUCAUUAAGGCAGAUUCCUUUACCGCCGGUAAUUAGCGUGGAAGGAAAGGAGGUUAAGUUGGGCAAGCCGUACUAUGUUUCCUCCUCUCUGUUCCCACAAGUUGGGUUGUGCCUGGUGGACAACGUUAAGUGCCCCAAAGACAUCAUCCAGUGCCCCACUUUCUACGACGACCCUCGUGGCCUGCCUGUCACGUUCUCCUCCGUCGCCAACUCGACGGAGGACACCGUGGUUCGAGAGGACACUCCCUACCGUAUUGAGUUGUCCGCCCCGGGAAACUGUAGCGACGAAAACUUCUGGUACCUAAAGGAGGAAGACGGAUACGCAGACAAUGAUUUCGUCGCUAUAGGUCCCAAGAAGCUCGCUGUGGAAUUUAUAGUCCAAAAAGUGGAGUCGGGGGGUUACAAGAUCAUGCAGUGCGUACUAAUUCCAAUUCCGCCUUAUCCUAUUUGCUACGACGUUGGAUUCGUAUCCACAUAUGGAUAUAAUCGUCUGGGUAUAGGGUCGGGCGUCCUCCCUGCCCAGUUUUUCUUCUCCAUUGGUACAACUAAUUCCACCGUCGCCAUCGACAAGCCCGCCCGCUGCUAG